Molecule: messenger RNA, 786 nt
Organism: Didymosphaeria variabile
Lineage: Eukaryota; Fungi; Ascomycota; Dothideomycetes; Pleosporales; Didymosphaeriaceae
Gene: RCE1
Product: CAAX prenyl protease
Exons: 3
Coding region: 1-786 (261 amino acids)
Biological process (GO): CAAX-box protein processing
Cellular component (GO): endoplasmic reticulum membrane
Molecular function (GO): metalloendopeptidase activity
Source: RefSeq, a predicted model, not a curated record
AUGCCGCCGCCGCCCAGCUCCUGGAAAGACGGUUUCAGCGCUCUGGGGAUGAUGUACGAGAAGCACCUCAAAGGCGAUAUCUUCCGGCUGCUCGGUGUGUGGCCUGUCUCGCCAGUCGAUUCCGCAAAGACCAUCUUGCUCGUGGCCAUACUUUUUGCCGGGCCACUUUUUGAACAUGGCAUUGUAGAUGGGGCAUGGAAAGACUGGGUGAGGGGCAGAGACGUCUACCAAACCCUCAGUAGCUGGAUUGGAUACAGAAACUAUGUUGUGGGUCCCGUCAGCGAAGAAAUCAUCUGGCGCGCAUUGAUCAUCCCACUUCACGUCCUUGCAGGCUUCUCCGCGAAGAAGAUCAUCUUCCUGAGUCCGCUCUACUUCGGCAUCGCACACGUUCACCAUCUCUACGAGUUCCGCUUGACCCAUCCCCAAACCCCGCUGUUCCUCGCCGUACUCCGCUCGCUCUUCCAGUUCACCUACACAUCACUGUUUGGCUUCUUCGCCGCCUUUGUCUUCAUACGCACGGGCAAUGUAUAUUCGGUUAUACUCGCCCAUAGCUUUUGCAACUGGAUGGGCCUGCCGCGGUUCUACGGCAGGGUGGGUGUGCAAGCCGGUGAGCCAAUCGGACCACCAGGCAAAAGCGACGAACAACCUGAAGGCGAACAUGCACACGGGCCUGCAUGGACUCUAGCGUACUAUAUGCUCCUUGUUGCCGGCGCUGUGGGGUUCUACUGGCAGCUUUUUCCGCUGACGGAGAGCUCGCACGCUUUGCCCGGUGCUCCAAAGAGAUAG